Messenger RNA from Bicyclus anynana (squinting bush brown), 1664 nucleotides. It is a transcript of the gene Lsd-2, whose product is annotated as lipid storage droplets surface-binding protein 2. The transcript is spliced from 6 exons. Gene Ontology annotation, biological process: positive regulation of triglyceride storage; lipid storage. The record is from RefSeq and is a predicted model, not a curated record. Gene Ontology annotation, cellular component: lipid droplet; cytosol. NCBI's taxonomy places the organism in Eukaryota, Metazoa, Arthropoda, Insecta, Lepidoptera, Nymphalidae. The coding region runs from base 240 to 1148 and encodes 302 amino acids.
UUUGUUUUUGAUGAUAAUUUAUUUUUCUUUUCAAUUUUUUAUUUUCAUUCAUUAUAAGAAAUUCCUAGUGAGCGGUUGUACUUGUAACGUUUUGUAUUUCUUAGUAACUUUUUAAACUACUUGUUGAAAGUUGAAAGUUUGAAUCGUCAAUUCUUUAAACGUUGAUUUAACUAAACUUACUUCGUGAAGUGUUUCAUACGUUCAAACCUUUAAAUAGAAACAAAUUAAAAGUUAAAACGAUGGCCACAGAAGUAGGUUCAGCCCCUGGCAUGCCGCAGCUGCAGUCGGUGCAGAAGGCAAUGUCCCUGCCAGCGGUGGGGGCAGCAGUGGGUCAAGUUGGUGCUUUCUACACUAAAGUCAAAGGUGCACAUUCUUUACUGGAGUGGGCACUAUCAACAGCAGAAGCCAGUGUCACCCUGGCUGCCACCACAGCCGCACCAUAUGUGGCAGCACAACUGGUGGCCGGAGACGCCAAGGUGGCCGCUGCACUGGACGCGCUGGAGAGGCGGGUACCGCUCGUCACAGAACAGCCCAAGGUCAUUGUGGAGACCACCAAACAGGCGGUGCUGUCCAAGAUCACUCCACAGCUGAACAAGGUGAUCGGCGCGCGCGACGUGGCGGAGCAGCGCGUCAAGUCGCUGAAGGAGCUGACGUGGGCCAAGGCCAACGUGCUGCUGGCGACGGCGUACGGGCAGAAGGCGCUGCACGGCGUGGACUCGGGCGCCGCCUACGCCUGGCAGCUGCUGGACCGCUACCUGCCGCCCGCCGCCGGCGAGGCCAGCGCCGUGAGCAAGGAGCUGGUGCCGCUGGAGAGCGACCCCGCGCUGCACACCAUGCAGACGGUGGGCCGCCUCAGCGCCGUGGCGGCGCGCCGCGUGUGGGCCAACCUGUCCGCGCGCCUGCAGCAGCUCAAGACGAACGGCAUCGAGCUGGACGUGCGGCGCUACGUGACAGCGCUGCUGGCGGCGCUGCACCUCGCGCGCGUCACCAGCCAGCAGCAGCAGCAGCAGCAGGAGCCGCAGCCGCAGCCGGGCGAGCCCACCGCCAACGGGCGGCCCGACGCGCACCGCACCGCGCCCAGUGCGCCCACCACCACCGAGCUGGUGAAGUGCACGCCAGAGGCCAAGUCCGACGGAGGCGACCACUAGUCUCACAGACGCAUUUAUUUUAAGUUUUAAUUAUAAACCUAUAUUAUGUUAAUUUUACUUUAAAUACAGGGUGGUCUUAUAAACCUGAAUGUGAGCACUCGUAUGAUUCCUAAUCAGAACUCCAGUCAUAAUUCCAAAUUUAUUUUCAAUCAAUAUUGAUUAUUUGUACUUAAAUACUUAGAGCCGCAUGGUCCAUUAAAUCUAUUUGAAAAACUAAAAAAUCUAUAAUAAACUGACAAUCUUUCGCAAAGACACGCGGGUGCUGGACUGGACCACCCUGUGUAUGUUAGCUGCUAGUUCAUAUCACGGUAGCGGUAGCGGAACCACAACGUGAUAUAUCGCUGUAUCGCCGUUGUUCUGGUCAAAUGCAAUUGAAUUUUUGAAUGUAUUUCUAUUUACUAUUUAAAUGAACAAACUUACUCAAGGCUGAAGGUGUUUGGAUGUAUUUAUAUGAGCUUUUAUAAUGGAAAUGUAUUUUGUAUUGAAUUUUAAUGAAUAAACGUUAAUUGAAUUUUA